This is a messenger RNA of Penicillium verhagenii, 1197 nucleotides long. RefSeq names its product aspartate aminotransferase. Gene Ontology annotation, molecular function: pyridoxal phosphate binding; catalytic activity. Bases 1 to 1197 code for a protein of 398 amino acids. The record is from RefSeq and is a predicted model, not a curated record. The transcript is spliced from 5 exons. Lineage: Eukaryota; Fungi; Ascomycota; Eurotiomycetes; Eurotiales; Aspergillaceae. Gene Ontology annotation, biological process: biosynthetic process.
AUGGUCCACGUCAAGCCGUUUGCUCUUGAUAACUGGGUUCGCCAGUUCAAAUCUUCUGCUAGCGCAUAUCUUCACGAUACCUGCGUGGAUCCACUAUCUCUAAACGAACUUUCGCAAUUUCAAGCCUCUGACUCGUCAGCCAGUCCCAUCAAUACCUCGAGUGCUAUAUUGUAUGGCGGUGUCACGGGAAGCCCCAGUCUUCGAGACAACAUCCUCUCACUCUAUACCAAAGAUGUGACCGACCCCGCCAAAGAGCUUUCUCUUACCCUCACACAGGGCGCCAUAUCAGCCAACUUCUUGAUCUUGGAUACAAUUCUUGGCCCAGGCGAUCAUGUCGUCUGCCAGUAUCCGAUAUACCAACAACUUUACGAUGUACCCCGCCGCGCUGGUGCAGAGGUUUCGUUAUGGCGCAGCCGCGAGGAAAGAGGAUGGAUCCCUGAUCCAGCUGAGCUCUCGUCACUCGUCCGAGAAAAUACAAAGAUGAUCAUUAUCAACAACCCCAACAAUCCGACCGGUGCAUUGAUCCCUUCCGAAGUCCUUGAAGAGAUUGUUUCCUUUGCCGAAAAGCGAAACAUUAUAAUUCUCAGCGACGAAGUUUUCCGUCCUCUCUUCCACGGUCAAUCUAUUGAGAAUCCUCCUUCGAUCAUCUCCUUUGCCGGGCGGUACAAGCGCAUUAUCGCUACAUCCAGCCUAUCAAAGUCAUACUCAUUGCCCGGCAUCCGAGUUGGUUGGGUUAUUUCCCCUAGCGCGGACCUGGUGCACCAGGUCGUUAUGGCCAGGGACUAUACUAGUAUUUCGGUGUCGCAGAUAGACGGGGAGAUCGCGGCUUACACUCUUGAUGCCCAGGUACGAGAGAGGGUCCUCCAGCGAUCGCUGUCUAUCUGCGAGCGCAACCUGUCUGUUCUGGAGAAGUUUAUUGCGUCGCAUGCAGACCAAUUGCGUUGGGUGAAGCCAAGUGGUGCGUCCGCGGGAUUUGUGCAGGUGGUAGAUCCUGAUAGCGGCGCACCGGUGGAUGAUAAGGUCUACUGUGAGAAGCUUGUUCAGGAAACUGGACUGUUGAUUGUGCCAGGGGGUGCGACCUUUGGCACGGAAGGUGAAAUGGACUUUAAGGGCUAUUUGAGGGUGGGAUUUGUGUGUUCUGCUGAGCGGUUUGAGCAGGCGUUGGCGAUUUGGGACGCAUAUCUGAAUCGGGAUUAA